UCACCACCGAUCGGCACAUCUUUGUCAGUGAACAAAAUGGCAACCUACUGUCUGACUGUCGCCAGGCUUCAGCUGGCGCUGGGCCAUGGCGUACGGCGCCUGCAUGUAUCAGCAGCUUACAGAGCCAAGGCACAAGUGUCUAUGAGCCGGUUUGAGCCCACUUCUUUCGUCAACUACGAGAAACUCCAGUCCAACAUUGACAUUGUGCGAAAAAGGCUCAAUCGGCCGCUCACGCUGUCAGAGAAGAUCGUAUACGGCCACCUCGAUGACCCCCACAAUCAGGACAUCGACCGCGGUCGCACUUACCUGCGGCUGCGUCCUGACCGCGUGGCCAUGCAGGACGCCACGGCCCAGAUGGCGAUGCUCCAGUUCAUCAGCAGCGGCCUGCCGAGAGUGGCCGUGCCCUCCACCAUCCACUGUGAUCACCUGAUCGAGGCCCAGAUCGGAGGGAUAAAGGAUCUGGCCAGGGCAAAGGAAGUCAACCACGAGGUUUACAACUUCCUGGCCAGUGCUGGGGCAAAAUAUGGAGUUGGCUUCUGGAAACCGGGCUCUGGAAUCAUCCAUCAGAUCAUCCUAGAGAACUACGCCUACCCAGGAGUGAUGCUUAUUGGCACAGAUUCCCACACGCCAAAUGGUGGCGGGCUUGGUGCCAUCUGCAUUGGAGUCGGAGGAGCUGAUGCUGUAGAUGUCAUGGCAGGAAUUCCAUGGGAGCUGAAGUGUCCCAAGGUGAUUGGAGUGAAGCUGACAGGCAGCCUCUCUGGAUGGACCUCACCUAAGGAUGUCAUCUUGAAGGUGGCCGGCAUCCUGACAGUGAAGGGAGGCACUGGAGCCAUUGUAGAAUACCAUGGACCAGGAGUCGACUCCAUUUCCUGCACAGGAAUGGCCACCAUUUGCAACAUGGGAGCAGAAAUUGGAGCCACAACCUCAGUUUUCCCUUACAACCACCGCAUGAGGACCUACCUGGAGAAGACUGGACGUGGACAGAUCUCUGCCCUGGCCGAUCAAUACUCAGACUUGUUGGUACCAGACAAAGGCUGCGAGUACGAUCAGGUCAUCGAGCUCAAUCUGGACGAGCUGAAGCCCCACAUCAACGGACCAUUCACCCCUGACCUCGCUCACCCAGUGGCUGACGUAGGAGCUGUUGCUGAGAAGAACGGCUGGCCACUGGAGGUUAAAGUUGGCCUGAUCGGCAGCUGCACCAACUCCAGCUACGAGGACAUGGGCCGCGCUGCUUCUGUGGCCAAGCAGGCUUUGGAUAAAGGCCUGAAGUGCAAAGCUGAGUUCACAGUCACCCCCGGCUCAGAGCAGAUCCGUGCCACCAUCGAGAGAGAUGGAUACUCAAAGGUCCUUGGAGAUGUUGGAGGUGUGGUCCUGGCAAAUGCAUGUGGGCCCUGCAUCGGACAAUGGGACAGGCGUGACGUGAAAAAGGGAGAGAAGAACACAAUCGUCACGUCCUUCAACAGAAACUUCACUGCCAGGAAUGAUGCCAACCCUGCAACACACGCCUUUGUCACCUCCCCUGAGAUUGUCACUGCCCUCGCCAUCGCGGGCACAUUAAACUUCAACCCGGAGACAGACUACCUGACAGCCCCUAAUGGUGAGAAGUUCAAGCUUGACCCCCCCAAUGGAGAUGAACUCCCCGCCAGGGACUUUGACCCAGGCCAGGACACCUACCAGCACCCACCCGCUGACGGCACCAGCCUUAAAGUGGACGUCAGCCCUCAGAGCAACCGGCUACAGCUGCUGGAGCCCUUCGACAAAUGGAGCGGAAAAGAUCUGGAGGACUUGCGGGUUCUCAUUAAGGUGAAGGGCAAAUGCACCACAGACCACAUCAGCGCCGCCGGACCGUGGCUGAAGUUCCGCGGUCACCUGGACAACAUCUCCAACAACAUGCUGAUCGGUGCGGUCAACAGCGAGAACGAUGCCGUCAACAAGAUCAAAAACUACCUGACAGGAGAGUAUGGAGGAGUCCCUGAUGUUGCCCGUCACUACAAGGCCAACGGUGUGUCGUGGGUUGUGGUCGGGGAUGACAACUACGGUGAGGGCUCCAGCAGGGAGCAUGCAGCGCUGGAGCCCAGGCAUCUGGGAGGAAGAGCCAUCAUUGUCAAGAGCUUCGCCAGAAUUCACGAAACUAACCUGAAGAAGCAGGGUCUACUCCCACUGACCUUCACCAACCCAUCAGACUACGAUAAGAUCCGUCCUGAUGACAAGAUCUCCAUCAAGGGACUCGAAACCUUCGCUCCAGGAAAGCCUCUGUCCGCCGUCGUGAAGCACGGCGACGGCAGCACGGAGACCAUGGAGCUCAACCACAGCUUCAACGAGACACAGAUCGAAUGGUUCCAGGCAGGCUCCGCCCUCAACAGGAUGAAGCAGCUGCAGCACUGAGGAAGAGGAGGAGGAGUGAGGAGAGCAAACGUGGAGGAGAAGGAGGAGGAUUUUCAGGGGGGAAAACAGGGAGGAUUGUGGGGAAGAACGAGGGGGGGGGGUUAAAGAAUGUUGACGACUGCUCCAUCACCUGCAUUAGCACCCAGUUUGGACUGAAGUAAUGUGUCGGUAUACCUCGAAGAGUUGAAUGUUAGUGAAUUACUUCAGACUCAGUGCCACAGCUGAUGUCGAUGAUGGAACGUGUCAGCUUCAUUUGUCAGAACAACGUGUACUUGAAGGAAUCGUAAGCUGCUGCGUUUCAAAGUCAAAUAGUGAUAACUUGUUCCAAAUCAAAAGUCUGUUUGUGAAAACAAAGCAGAGACACGCAAACACACACACACACACACACACUUUGACACACUAUACGCUCUGACCCAGUCGGUGACGCUGCCAGCUGAUGUUCUGCCAGUGUUUUUGCAGCUGUUCAAACAGAUCAGUACGGCGUGUGAAGCCGCUGCACACUGAAGCCGGAGGACGGCAGUCUUGUCACCUUGUUGCUUUAGGAUUGUGUUGCACUCUGCAUGGCGCUUUUUUGUCAGCCGCUGUCAUUUAACCUGUUCCCCCCGUGUUAUUUCUAAAGUCCACGCCGGGGCAGGUAAACAUUGCUAUUGGUUGGGUUCCAUUUUGUUGUCUAGUGAAGCUGUAGUUGCAGAGAUCAUAUGGAUCCAGAGCAAAACUCGUGCGCACACAUUCGUUUCAUCCACUCAGACACUUCCGGUUUAGCCUGAAUGUUCCCUACUGGACACGAGGAGAAACUGCAGUGUCCACACGGCACAGCAGCUAGCUGUUCUUCAUCUAAAUCCCCCACUUUUUAAAAGCAGCACCUAAUGACAGCGUUCUCUACGGCUUGUUGAAAUGUUUUCUGGGACAUGUUAGGAGAUCGCAUGACAGCAUGAGGCAGUUUGAAAGAAAAUGGAUUCAACAUAAAUCUAGAUUCAGAUAACGGAGCAUUGUGGGAUGUACUGAACAUCACAGAUAGAUUACGGUACAACAGCGGGAACAUGUCCUGUAUUACAGUGUGUUUUCAUCCAUCACCGUACAUAUUGUCAGUGUUACAUUGCAGACAUUUCCUAAUAGACAAAGGAACCUGUAUGCUUUUAAUACUGUGUAAAAAUGCAGUAACUCAACCUCUUCUUCCCUGAUACAUCCUUAACCUCCCCUCCCGAUCAAUACUACACUCUUUACAAGGUCAAACGCAUCCUAAGGUUUUUCCCAAUUGUUUAUUUAUUUAUGUCUUUCUUGCAAAAGGUUCAGAUCCUGUAUGAGUUUUUCAUAAAGGUUUCUUUUGUCACGCACAGGUUGAUCUUGGAUUUAUGUCCUUCAUCCUGUAUUUCCAGUGCCCUUUUUUUUCUAGGGGUAACAUGUCGCUCUUUGUGUUACCCUUGCCCCAACACAAAUAAAAUUGUACUGAAGAAAAAAAACAAAAGAUUUGUAGUUUGUAAUGGUGGAGGAAAACUGAUGUUACGCUGUAAAUUACCACGUACUUGAUUUUAAGUAAUGUGGCUGCUAAAUCCAGAUUAUUGUGUCAGAUGGUUUUUGGUCCUCGAUGGAUAUAAUGAACUGAAAUUCACUCCAAAACCUCAACAUGGGAGAUCAAGCUGAAACAAGCUGGGGGGGGGUUUGUCCUCAUGAACCUUCACUCACCCAGUCCCUGCAAACAAAAUGCACCAACAAGUGAAUCAAACGACGGCUUAAACCACUCCAUUCUUCUAAUGCCACUGUAUGUAAAGUGUCUGGCUCCGUGUACAUUUCAAUGUUUUUCUCCCAGAUUAUCUUUUCUGUAUUACAGAAAUGCCAGUGGGUUGUAAAAUAAAAAAAAAGAUAAAAAAUCA
Seriola aureovittata is the source of this 4256-nucleotide messenger RNA. RefSeq names its product aconitase 2, mitochondrial (gene aco2). Gene Ontology annotation, molecular function: 4 iron, 4 sulfur cluster binding; aconitate hydratase activity. The transcript is spliced from 17 exons. The record is from RefSeq and is a predicted model, not a curated record. Gene Ontology annotation, biological process: tricarboxylic acid cycle. Gene Ontology annotation, cellular component: cytosol; mitochondrion. Lineage: Eukaryota; Metazoa; Chordata; Actinopteri; Carangiformes; Carangidae. Bases 37 to 2385 code for a protein of 782 amino acids.